Molecule: messenger RNA, 1785 nt
Organism: Pseudoliparis swirei
Lineage: Eukaryota; Metazoa; Chordata; Actinopteri; Perciformes; Liparidae
Product: tryptase-like
Exons: 6
Coding region: 9-1343 (444 amino acids)
Biological process (GO): proteolysis
Molecular function (GO): serine-type endopeptidase activity
Source: RefSeq, a predicted model, not a curated record
UACAGCACAUGGCAGCCGUGACCGUGGGGAUCCUCCUGCUAUUCGCAGUCCUUGUAGGACAAGGGUCGAAUGCUCAGGAUUGUGGAGCGGCACCUCUGAAAACAAGGAUAGUGGGUGGACAGGAUGCUACAGCUGGGUCAUGGCCCUGGCAGGUCAGCAUGCACAUCAGAUUCUCAGGUGUUCAAGGUCACGUCUGCGGGGGGAGCCUGAUCACUGACCAGUGGGUACUCACAGCAGCCAACUGCAUCCUAACACAAUCGCUAAGUCCAUGGAUUCUCUACAUGGGAAGACAGACUCAGAAUGGCUCUAACAUUCACGAGGUAAACCGCACCGUGUCCCAGAUCAUCGUCCAUUCUGACUACAAGAACAACUUGUUCAACAACGACAUCGCCCUGAUGAAGCUCCAAAGCCCCGUUGUGUUCACUGACUACAUCAGGCCUGUCUGUCUGGCCAGUAACACCAGCCAGUUUCACAACGCCACCCUCUGCUGGGCCACUGGUUGGGGCCGACUUGGACGUAACGAGCCCUCCCCAUCCUCACUGCAGGAAGUUCAGGUUCCCAUCAUUGGAGAAAAGCAGUGCAGUUGCAACUACAGCCCAAUUCCAGAGGCAAACAUCACUGAUGAAAUGAUAUGUGCGGGACAAGGGAACAAAGGAGCAUGCCAGGGGGACUCUGGUGGUCCUUUGCAAUGCCAACAAAACUCGCGGUGGAUUCAGUCCGGCAUUGUCAGCUAUGGAAUACCGUGUGCCCAGGCUAGAUUCCCUGAUGUCUACGCCCGAGUAUCUCAGUUCCAGACUUGGAUCAUGGAUCAAGUGCCUGCGGCAAACGUUAGCUUUCUAACGUACGCCUCCAAAGGCACUGAUGAAGACAACAACUUUGUGUGUAACCCACCCACAGAAGUUCCAACUACAAACACUACAACCACUACAAACACUACAAACACACCAAACACUACAACCACUCCAAACACUACAACCACUACAACCACUACAAACACAACAACCACUACAACCACUACAAACACACCAAACACUACAACCACUACAACCACUACAACCACUACAACCACGACAACCACUACAACCACUACAACCACUACAAACACGACAACCACUACAACCACUACAAACACUACAAACACUCCAAACACUACAAACACUCCAAACACUACAACCACUACAACCACUACAAACACUCCAAACACUACAACCACUACAAACACUCCAAACACGACAACCACUACAAACACUACAACCACUACAAAUGGUGAUAGUGUUAAUGUUCCUGCAGAACACUUGUUCACAUCUCUGGCUUUGUUGUGUUACAUUAUGUUUGGCUUAUAAAUGAUAAUGUAUGUGUAUAAUAUCACAACGAUUGCAGUGGAGUGUGUGUUGUCAAAGUGCACUGUAGAACUGUAGUGUUGUUCUCUGUUCAAACUUUUUGGAGGAUUGAUAUCCCAAACUUACGAUCUCAUUAACGAUAUCAACCCACACUUCUUGGUAAAUGUAAGAAUGGCCUGGGACUCGGAUCUCGGUGGUUAUAACACAUGACAAAUGGGACUCUUUUGUUUUAGACUUGAUAUACACAUCAUCUGCAUCCGCUAAACACAACUCAAUACAGCUAAAAGUGGGACACAGGGCAAUUAAAGGCCAGCCAGAAGAGUUGUAACACAUGUUCUGUCUAUUUAACCAAAAGUCUCCAACCUUUGGUUAAAUAUAUUUAAAACUUAUGGUGAGGAAGUCUGUUCCCGUUUACCAAAUAAAGCCAAUGUGGUCGUAGCCUUCA